Auanema sp. JU1783 is the source of this 492-nucleotide messenger RNA. Lineage: Eukaryota; Metazoa; Nematoda; Chromadorea; Rhabditida; Rhabditidae. The record is from the annotation of a GenBank genome assembly.
ACACUUGGGCAAACACCCCAACUUCGAGAAGCCCAAACCACCAAAAGGAAAGCAGGCUGAAGCUCACUUCGCCAUGCGUCACUACGCUGGAACUGUACGUUACAACGUUACCAACUGGCUCGAGAAGAACAAGGAUCCCCUCAAUGACACCGUUGUUAGUGUCAUGAAACAAUCCAAGGAGAAUGAGCUCUUGGUAGAGGUCUGGCAAGAUUACACUACCCAAGAAGAGGCUGCCCUCAAGGCCAAGGAAGGCGGAGGAGGAAAGAAGAAGGGUAAAUCUGGAUCUUUCAUGACUGUCUCUAUGCUUUAUCGUGAGUCUCUCAACAAGUUGAUGACUAUGCUCCACAAGACCCAUCCUCACUUCAUCCGUUGUAUCAUCCCCAACGAGAAGAAACAAUCUGGAAUGAUUGAUGCCGCUCUCGUUCUCAACCAGUUGACAUGUAACGGUGUACUCGAAGGUAUCAGAAUUUGCCGUAAAGGUUUCCCCAACAG